CCUCUCCACAACUCAGAGAGCUCAGACCUGAUGAAAACCCCACAGCUCACCCAACCAAAGCAGGAGCUGCCCUGCUCCAUCUGCUCCUCAAAUGGUUCUGCCUCAUCCCAAGGACAGCCCCACUGGCUGUGUCAAAACCAGAUUUUUAUGGCACCAUGGAUGGGGAUUCACACAAACCAGGGCUCUGUUACCUCCAGGUAAAAUGAGGGGAAUAAUGAGAGAAAAAGUGACAGUAAAAUGCAGCACGUGAAGAAGAUAUUUGCAUUCCCUCUCUCUUUUGGGUGGCUCAAGUGGACGUGGAUCAUGGAUCUGCCUCCUUUGACGGAACAGUAGAGAGCGAGGAAGAGGAUGACAAUGAAAUGGAAGUGGAAGACCAAGAUAGUAAAGAAGCUGAGAAGCCAAACAUCAUUAAUUUUGAUACCAGUUUGCCCACAUCACAUGUGUACCUGGGCUCGGACAUGGAGGAGUUCCACGGCAGGACGGUGCACGAUGACGACAGCUGCCAGGUGAUCCCCGUGCUGCCCCGGGUGAUGGUGAUGCUGAUCCCCGGCCAGACGCUGCCGCUGCAGCUCUUCCGCCCCCAAGAGGUUAGCAUGGUGCGGAAUUUAAUUCAGAAAGACAGAACCUUUGCUGUCCUUGCAUACAGUAAUGCACACGAGAGGGAAGCACAUUUUGGAACGACAGCAGAAAUCUAUGCCUACAGAGAAGAGCAGGAAUAUGGAGUUGAAACAGUCAAGGUGAAAGCAAUAGGAAGACAGAGGUUCAAGGUGCUUGAAAUACGAACACAGUCAGAUGGAAUCCAGCAGGCCAAAGUACAAAUCCUGCCUGAGCGGGUGCUGCCUCCCACCAUGGCAGCAGUGCAGCUGCAGUCUCUCAGCAGGUGCCACGUGCUCCCCUCUUCCAAACCCACCUCCUGGCAGGACAGGGCCAUCAGGCAGUGGUGGCAGAAGUACCAGAAGAGGAAGUUCCACUGUGCAAGUUUGACAUCUUGGCCCCCCUGGCUCUACUCUCUCUAUGAUGCUGAAACCUUGAUGGAGAGAGUCAAGAGGCAGCUCCACGAGUGGGAUGAAAACCUCAAGGAUGAAUCUCUGCCAUCAAACCCCGUUGAUUUUUCUUACAGAGUUGCUGCCUGCCUGCCCAUUGAUGAUGCUUUACGUAUCCAGCUGCUCAAAAUAGGCAGUGCUGUGCAGAGGCUGCGCUGUGAGCUGGAUAUCAUGAACAAAUGCACAUCUCUGUGUUGUAAGCAAUGCCAAGACACAGAAAUAACUACCAAGAAUGAAAUAUUCAGCUUGUCCCUGUGUGGGCCCAUGGCAGCCUAUGUGAAUCCCCACGGGUACAUCCAUGAAACCCUCACUGUUUAUAAAGCCUCCAACCUGAGCCUCAGUGGACGCCCCUCCACGGAGCACAGCUGGUUCCCUGGGUACGCCUGGACCAUCGCGCAGUGCCGGCUCUGCGGCAGCCACAUGGGCUGGAAGUUCACGGCCACCAGGAAGGAGCUGAGUCCCCCCCGGUUCUGGGGGCUGACGCGCUCGGCGCUGCUGCCCCGCAUGCCCGAGGACGCCGAGGACGCGGAGCGCGGCCGCUCGCCGCUGCUGUGCCUGUGACACCCGGGGCCCUGCCGGGGCUGCUGCUCCUCCUGCCGUGCCCCAACCACCCCAGGAACAGCUCAGCCCUUCCCCGUGCUGCUCCCGCACCGGGACACACCAGGAGCGGGACGCCGGGAAAUCCCUGAGCCACCUGGACACAGCUGAGACUGGACUUGUGGAGUUCCCACCUGCAGUGAAGGAAGGAAGGGGGAUGGAAACUGAAACCCAACUGAAAUCCCAACCAGCAGAGUCUGAUUGCUGCAUAUUCCCGGGAUGGUAGAUGGCAGUUAGCUGCUGUGGAGUGUUGGCCAUAACACACUUACACGUGGUUUGCUGGGAAUCCCUGUUGCUAACUCUCUGAAGUCCUUCAGGUUUGCUGCUUGUGCUGUUUCUCAGCUUUUUGCUGAAUAACCGUGGAAGAGAGAAGCAGCCUGAGCAUUUCUGAGUGCUGGGAUUGCAGCUCCUCCCAGGAUGGACCCCGUGGGGAAGUGUCAGUUCCUUACAAGUUGUCUCAUCUGUUUAGUCCAUUUGACUUUAGAAGUCUUAAAUUUUAAACUGUUGGUAAGAAGUGCACAGGUCAGUCCCAGAGGGUAAAACAGCAUUGUCAUGUUCUGUUCAGUGUGCUUCAGUCACUUCCCCAAAUUAUUCCUGGUUAAUUUACCAGUGGAGGUGGCCAGGGGAUUGGGAAGGACUCUAAACCACCCCACUGAGGUGGAUUUUUCAGUAGUACUUGGUGUGACAAAGGGAAGGAAAAAUCUCUUUUAAUUAUUUCAUUGUAACUUUAAGAUCAUAAAGUAAAAUUUCACGUUAUCAACUUAUAAAGAGCAAAAGUUUCCAAAUAAAAUAGGAAUACAGGCAGUGCUUUUUUGUGGGGAGGUUUCUUGGGUUUUGGUUUGGUUUUUGUUUUGUCUUUGCUCCACAAAUUGGGUGCCAAUCUGGGGCAGCUUUUGCCAGUGAUUUAUCUUUUUUUCCCUCACAGAAUGCACUUUUUUGAUGGCAAUGGAGAUUUUUUUAGUGCUUGUGCACAUAAACACUUGUUUUUCUUGUGAAGCUUUUAUCAUUCACUCUUCAUUUCUUCACAGUGAUGUUAAACUAGUCAAGUGUAAGACAUGAGCCACUGGCUGCCUGUUCUCUGUCAGGCUCCAGGCAGGUGUAGCAAGGACAGAUCAUUCAGCUGAGGGCCAAGGCCAAGCCUGGCACACCAGGAGUGAAAAAACACCCCAAACCAUGGACUUCCUGCUGGGUAUUUGUCUUGCCAGGUAUGUAGAGAUUAAUUGUGUAACUCAGGUUUAGUUCUUUGGAACUUUCUACCUCUGUGCUGCUUCUGUUCUUCUUAGACACCUUUAAUUCCGUGCUCAGUUCCCUGUGCAGUGCCCUGGCUUGGCAGUGAACUGUGGAAAGCAGAAUUUGGGAUGUGGCUCUGAGCAAACAGAGGGUGAUGGUGGCUCCUUUUCAUCCAGAAAACAUCCUGGAUGUGGAUAAUGAUUCAUGAUAAGCUUGGAAAGCCAGGCACGGGUGCGAGAGGGAGACUGGAUGCUCUGUGUUAGUGAAUCCACUGGAACCAGGCCUGGCUUUCCCUCACCCAGCACAUCUGGGCUGUGUAUUUGGGAUAUUUUGUUCCUUUCCCCUCAGAGUCCCUCCUGUCUGUUGUUCCUGUGGCCGUCAGUGGGCCUUGGUGGUGGCAAGAAGUUGGAAGGUGCUGCCAGCACCUUCUUCUGCCUUGGUGUGAGCAGUCACUGGGGGCUGGGAAGGGAAUUUCAAAAGGAUUUUCUCAGCUGUCACUGAAUUUUAAAGGUUUAGAUCUUUUGGCCGAGUCUUUUGGAUUCUCAAUUAAAAAUGGCAAUGUUUGAAUCCAGAAUAAGCAUUUUAUGGUGUUUUAUGUAUAUAGUCAAAUGUAAACUAACAUAAUCGAGGUAAGUCGGGAGUAAAUUAAUGCUAAUUAAAUGUCAUUGUUGAUGAUGCUGUUCCAUGUGCUAAACCUGUGCAGUGCUUGCUAUACUGAGUCCGUGACACUUCCCAGGUUAAAUCCUGUGCUGGUGAAUCUGGGAGCUGUCAGAAAAUCCAGCACUCCAGGUGUGGGUUGGGGAUGGUUCCUUACACUGGUUCAUAUUUUCCAUCCUUUUCUCUGUUUUGAAGAGAAAACUGUUGGUGGGAAUAAGGGGAAAAUUUGGAGCAUCAUUAUGGAAAAUUACACAGCAACUGCUCAGAGAGCUAAUCAGAGGAAAGCAGGUUUGGUGAAUAUUUACUACAUUUACCCCAUUGAUUGGCUGAGUAGCUUCCUGCAGGAAUUAAUUCAUUAAUUAAUCCAAUGGGCACGACUGAGGGGUCACAGGAUUUACAGCACAGACUCAUUUCCAAGCCAUCACUGCAGCAUCACCAACACCCCCAGUCAGAGCUGUAACUUUGCAACUUUUCAUUUAUUUUAGGUUCAUUUUGACAAAUAGGUAGAACCACUUGUACACUGGGUCUGAAAUAUUUCAGAUACUCAUUUGUCUUUUAUUAAUGCUCUUUUUGGCUGUGCUGCAGUUCAUUUGUUCCUCUCUUUGUCACCUUUAAUUGCUCUGUGCACUGCUCCAGGGGUAGCCCAGUCUCUGCUUUAACUCUUCCUUCUCUCUGCCUUUUGGGACAACUUUUCUGACAAAUCUUGUGGCUUGCAAAUAUUUGCAAAGAAUAAAAAUCAAUUUGUUUCAAAACUCA
This is a messenger RNA of Melospiza georgiana, 4283 nucleotides long. RefSeq names its product cereblon (gene CRBN). Lineage: Eukaryota; Metazoa; Chordata; Aves; Passeriformes; Passerellidae. The record is from RefSeq and is a predicted model, not a curated record. The transcript has 13 exons. The coding region runs from base 360 to 1604 and encodes 414 amino acids. Gene Ontology annotation, cellular component: Cul4A-RING E3 ubiquitin ligase complex. Gene Ontology annotation, biological process: protein ubiquitination.